Lentinula edodes (shiitake mushroom) is the source of this 2942-nucleotide messenger RNA. RefSeq names its product HORMA domain-containing protein. The record is from RefSeq and is a predicted model, not a curated record. Gene Ontology annotation, cellular component: nucleus. Gene Ontology annotation, biological process: meiotic recombination checkpoint signaling; synaptonemal complex assembly. Bases 127 to 2715 code for a protein of 862 amino acids. The transcript has 17 exons. NCBI's taxonomy places the organism in Eukaryota, Fungi, Basidiomycota, Agaricomycetes, Agaricales, Omphalotaceae.
UUAAAGCACGUGGCGUGAUGAAACGCGUUGCAGGUGACGGGCCUUGAGAAGCCCCGAUCCCUGCCUGAUCCCUGACUAACCACGUUGACUUCCCUCUUAUACUGGCCGCAUAAUACGCUUCCUAUAAUGCAGGCGCAGGCAAACCGUACCGAAGCCAAAACCAUAUCCUCCGCGCAGAGCCUUGCCGCUGUACAAACGCUGCUGAGGGCUGGUCUAGGCUGCAUUACCUUCAUGAGAGAUCUACUACCUCAAGAUAACUUCACAGAAAGUCAUUUCACAAGUACUGAUGAUUCUUGUAUGUCACAAACAUCGUCCAACUCUACGUUUUCGUCCCCGGCGAAAGAGAAGAAGAACGUCAACGGUUUCAAGAUCAUGACUAUGUCUCGAGGUUACACUGAUGAAGCUGACAGGAUUCUAAAUUACUUGGAGUACGGCAUAUUCGAUGCGCUGCAAAAACAGUACCUCAAAAGUUUCAUCUUUGCCUUAUAUCUCGAUAAUAAUGACCCAAACAAUAUCGUAGAAGCCUACACCUUCAAUUUCCAGUAUCACACAAUAAUUGGGACUGAUAUCGUCGUUCCGGUGAUGAGUCUGAAUGAUGAUAUGAGGCGUAUGUCUCUCAAAGGCAAAGAUCCUGUCGCGGAAGCAGCCAAAAGAGGUGCAAUCCCGACAUUGAGGGAUGUCAAACGGAGUGUCAAGACGCUUCUCAAGACACUGAUAACUUCCAUGACUCAAAUGGAUGUUCUUCCCAAACGUCGUUAUGCUACCUUCAAGGUAUUUUACACGGACGACACGCCUUCUGACUACGAGCCCCCGCACUUCAAAGCUGGCGAUUAUGAGAAAGACAAAUGGUAUUUUGCGACGCAUGAUAUGGAGGAAGUACCAGAUAACUGGAGCGUAGGCAAGGUUAAUGCGGGAUGGCAUGAGGUGGACGUUAGCGUCAGUUCCAUAGCGACAUAUCUACCUUCCUCCACGGAACACGAUAAUCAGCCUUUUGGCGGUACUGUUACUCGCUCUGUAGCGCUAGUGCCACCAAGUCUCACACCUGCUGGAGAGAUCGCGCUACGUGCAGAGGAGAUCAAGAAGCAGAUCGUCGAUGCAAACAGUAGGCGAGUUGUCUGGGCCGCCGAAGAUGAAACGAAAGAGGAGACGGAUACUAGUGGUGUCGGUGGUAAAGGUCCCGAUAUCGUUCGAAAACCAAUCGGUAUCAAAAAUGAUAACGGAGAAAUACGAUGCCUAGUAAAUGCUGAAGAAACUUUCGAGGAACGACAUUACUAUGGACCAUCGCCGAUUGCACCCCUAGGACUCAAGGAUAUCCAGCGACCUAUCAACUCUACGCCGACAUCUGACUUUCCACAGACCCAACUGGUAAAUGAUUCUGACGUGGAAGAUAACAAUUUUGGCGAGGAUUCGCACACAAAUUCUGGACCCAGGCUUAUGAGAAGACAAGAAUCCACAGUCUCGGAAGCCUUUUCAAUGAGCACUUCUUUCGCCGGUGACAGCGUGCUCGACACCCCUACUCCUUAUCCAACAACGAGAAAACGCAUCGAUGAAGUGAUUUCCCGGUCUCCUUCCCCUGAUUCCUUCAUGACCCCGGAUGACACGCGUCUCGGUUCACGUACAGUCUCUAUUGAAAUGGGAGUGUCAGACAACGAAUCUCGGGGAAUAGAAGCAAAUGCGUUAAUGGAAAAAUUGGCGUUGAGUUACGACGGUGGAAUGGAUGAUAUUGAGGACGAAGAAAUGCUAGAUCUCGAAACCCAAGUUGUCGAAGCAAUUAAUCCUCAGUUGAUCGAAAUCCAAUUGCCGGAUCCUAUUCAAUCAUUCGAUUCCAGUAAGGCCUUGCCCACAAGCAAUAGAGCUCCACCUUCUGCCUCGAGUUUUAUUCCUGUGGCACAUAAGAUACAAGUACAGAAGCCCAAAGACGAUGUAGUGGAUUGUGAAUGCGGGAUCCAAGAAGAGGAUGAGUGCUGCUCCUGCGAGGGUGGCUGUGACAAAUGGUAUCACAUCUGGUGUAUGGGCUAUCAUUCCGUCCAGGACCCUAGGCUUCCGGAACAAUUCAUCUGUUUCAAUUGUCGUCUCCGCGCAGACCCUUCUUGGGAGUUAAUCAAGGUGGAAUUGUAUUCGAGCUUGAUUAUAAAAUUCCGAGAACUAGCCUCCUUCAGGCGUGCUUUAAAGGUAGCAGAAAAACAUAGUCCAUUGACUGCGGUGGAAUUCGCUCAAGCUAUGGGAUGUGAAAAUACGCAGGCGCGUCAGCUCAUCAAGCGGUUAGAAACAGAAGGUUUCAUCGCGGAGGAAACUACCACCACGGAUGAGAUUGGAUUCGUGCAAACUCGUGCGAAGACUAUGAAAGGAAAGGGGAAGAGUGCUAAGCAAACUAAACCACGAAGAGGAUUGCAGAAGCAGAGGUUUGUGUUCAAUUUGAAGUCAGUGCGCUGCCAGGAAUACAAGGACUACUUCGAUCCAAGUCCCGAAGUGGAGAGUCGACUGCUCGGAAUACCUCAAACGAGAGCCAGUCUUAAAGCACGAAACACAACUGCACGUGACCCUUCUCGACCUGAACCUUUUCCCCAAACUCAAAGCGCCCAAUCCCAAACUCAAGAUGAUCCCGAAGAAACGUUUACCCUCAAGCGUCCCCCUGAAGUGAACACUGACGACAGCUUUAGGAGGAAGAAAAAAGUCAAGAUCUCUAUUACCCGCGGUGUCGAUCUGGCAGAGUAGACACCAAACAUGUUUCGCUAUGCUAUACUGUCUUGACUGCGUCGUUCCUUGCUCUGAUCUGUCAUGUUUUGCUACGUUUUCAGAUGACUCCAUUACAAGUUCUCGACAUACAUAGAUGUUUCUCUUCUUUCCGGAUACUGUGCUUGAAUGGCAUCUCGGUAUGCAGCUUCAUAUAUUGUUGAUUAGGCUACUGUAUGCAGGAAUUAAAUAUUAGAAGUUAUCAAAGG